AUGUAUUUGUUUCAAUUGUUAAUGAGGCGAGCCAUAACAAGUGAAGCAUUUAUUCCUCUUACAGAAUCCAAAUAUAAAUGCGAAGGAAAUAUUCCCUGCGAUAUUGAAAGCCCUGACCCCCAGGAAGAGAUCAACAAUUCGCAUUAUCAACGUACGCGACGGUCUUCUGAAACUGAUCCCUGUGUUUCCAUUACCGAGGAGGAGCCACUUACAUACGAGGUUCCUGGUGCCCCGAAAACCCUUCUGAAUGAGAUCCUUACUCAGAAAAUAAAGCAGACUCGUUGCUCGAAUGAAGGAGCAAAAUGUCAAGAAACGUGGUCCAUUCUAAUGGGAUAUUCCUACAUCUGCGAGACUAAAACUUCUUCAACUGCGUUGAAUUUCAAGACUGACACAAAUGAGUCUAUUGCAAUUACAGUUCCCAUAAAUGUAGCUUGUGAAUGUGUUAGACAAUGAAAACAUCGUUAUUUUUCACAAUACAUAU
Cydia fagiglandana is the source of this 481-nucleotide messenger RNA. RefSeq lists its product as uncharacterized. NCBI's taxonomy places the organism in Eukaryota, Metazoa, Arthropoda, Insecta, Lepidoptera, Tortricidae. The coding region runs from base 1 to 453 and encodes 150 amino acids. The record is from RefSeq and is a predicted model, not a curated record. The transcript has 5 exons.